Molecule: messenger RNA, 1608 nt
Organism: Brachypodium distachyon (stiff brome)
Lineage: Eukaryota; Viridiplantae; Streptophyta; Magnoliopsida; Poales; Poaceae
Exons: 12
Coding region: 269-1204 (311 amino acids)
Source: RefSeq, a predicted model, not a curated record
GUUCCCGAUUCUCAAACAAAAAAAAGAGUUCUCCCUGCUCCUCGGCUCCUCCCCCUCUCCUCCUCCCCAGUUACGGCGAGAUGACAUUCCAAAGGAAAAACCCCGGCGACAGAAGGCCAUCCGGCCGGUUCGCCGUCGGCGGCAAGCGCAACUUUUCGCCCGAGUACCCCUGCGUGUCGCGGUUUCGGGAGCGGAGGCUCCUCGUCUUCCUCGUCCACAAAAUCUCCACAAUACCUACGAAGCGCUCCUCGGCGAGACGGACGUGUUCAUGUCCGAGUUUCAUCUGAUCGGCCUGGUGCGGCGCGGCCACUGGAGCGAUGGCAUCAAGUACCUCUCCCGCUUCCUGCCGUCCGAGCGUCUCCUCGGCGUCCACGGCCGCGCCCUCUUCCACUUCCUCCGCGUGUACCAGGCCAUCGACUACAUCUUCUGCGGCGCAAGGGAGGCCGUCGCCGUGGCUGCGGCCGUCAGCGUGUGCCGGGAACGGCUCGGCACUACCAGCAGCCAUGGCCUCAGCAAACUCUGUGGCAUCCUCUCGUCCCUCCUCGAGUCCAAGAGACUAAGGGACUCUAUGAACAUAUUGAGUGUGAGGCACCAGGCGUUCUUGGUUAUCAUUGAUUUGGUUAGACAGACUCCAGAGUUGAAAGAUUGUAGGCGACGCAAGUGCGGUGGGUCGAUGAAUCCCCAGAACGUACUUCCCCUCGGCUUUGGGCAUGCUAGUUUCCGUCCGAGGCGCCACGUGAAGAAAGGAGGCGCACGGGUCCCGGCAUCUUUGGUUGCCGGGCUAUAUCUUCAGAAGAAGAAGAUGCUGCCUUCUUCAACUCCAAGUGAUCACUCUCAGGGGUUAACUCGUGAAUCGUUAAUUAAGGCAAAGGAAUGGCUGGUGGAUCUUGUUGAUAGAAGUCUGGAAGCUGGUAGGCCGCGUCAAGGGGAACCAUUUCACUCGGCCUGUAAUGAAGGUGCCCCUGUUACUCCAGCCCCGCAGACUGUUUUUGGUACCUUCAGAAGGCCGGCUAGAAAUUCUUAUCUCUCUACUCUUGGUUUAAAAAAAGAGGCCAGGGAAUGGAUGCUUUAUCUUUCUGAUGAGUGUCUGGAAGCCUGGCCACAAGUUCCAUAUUUCGAUGACCCGGGUGCUUUUGCUCCUGGAAUCUCAGAGAUUAUGCCUGAUACCUCAAAGAAGCCAGCGGAAAAUUUAGCCAGAUCAUGAGUCACAAAACAGAAAGAAACAAGACGUAGAAAACUUGAAAUUGGGGUACGCAUGAUCAAGCAGGUGGUGACUGAAGCUUUUGCGAGAGGACAUGGCUGGGCCCCCGUUGGACGACGGAUUACUGCUUAAGUCUGCUCGUAGAUGCCGUGUUCUCAAAAAAAAACGCUGUGUUUUUUUUGUACCUCUGGGUUUGCUUGGCACGGCUGCUAUGUUCUGUUACAUGCGGUCUAACUGUCGAGACCUGUCUUUUUUUUUCCUUUUCUGCAUUUCGUUUUAAAGACUCGUGUAUUUAGAACUGUUGGUGGUUUCUAUAAUACGGAGUAGAAAUAGAUGGCGGGAGCCCAUUGUUUCAAAAAAAAGGAGAAAUUUUAAUCAAGGGUGCUAAUUGCUCUGCUCUUGUGGUA